AUGUCUUUCCUCACCACCGUCCGCACGACCCUUGCCCCUCGUCUGGCCACCCCCCUCCGCCCCGCCAUGACCUCCGCUCUGCACACCUCCGCUCCCCGCGCCGGCCUCAACGAGAGCGAUCGCAACCGCGACGACCUCGACAAGAUCUACGAAGAGCACAAGAACGACCAGCUCAAGCACAGCAAGCAAGGCACCGCCAAGUGGAAGCAGGAGCUGGCUAGCAACAGUGAAGCUUCGGUCAAGGCUGAUCGGGGUGACAUCGACAGCGAUGACAAGGACUUUGCGACGCUGCAGGAGCGCACGAAAGGUCUGCCCAACCGGGAGGGCAACGUGAAUAAGACUCAAUAG
Messenger RNA from Aspergillus fijiensis CBS 313.89, 348 nucleotides. RefSeq lists its product as uncharacterized. The coding region runs from base 1 to 348 and encodes 115 amino acids. Lineage: Eukaryota; Fungi; Ascomycota; Eurotiomycetes; Eurotiales; Aspergillaceae. The transcript has 3 exons. The record is from RefSeq and is a predicted model, not a curated record.